AUGGGAAAAUCUCAAUCCAAGCUCUCGCAAGAGCAACUCAGCGAAUUGCAGCGAUCAACCCAUUUCGACAAGAAGGAGUUGCAACAAUGGUACAAGGGUUUCUUGAAGGAUUGCCCCUCGGGCAUGCUCACCAAGGAGGAGUUCCAGAAGAUCUACCGCCAAUUCUUCCCAUUCGGAGAUCCAUCAUCAUUCGCAGAUUAUGUCUUCAAUGUGUUCGAUAGCGAUAAAUCCGGCUCGAUCGAUUUCAAGGAGUUCAUCUGCGCGUUGAGCGUCACCAGCAGAGGAAAGAUGGAAGACAAGUUAGACUGGGCAUUCCAACUCUAUGACAUUGAUGGAGACGGAAAGAUCAGCUACGAUGAAAUGUUGGCCAUUGUUGAAGCUAUUUACAAGAUGGUCGGGUCUAUGGUCAAGCUCCCAGCCGAUGAAGAUACCCCCGAGAAGCGAGUCAAGAAGAUCUUCCGGAUGAUGGACAAGGACGAGAAUGGCAGUCUAGACAUGGAAGAGUUCAAGGAGGGCAGCAAGCGAGACGAGACGAUCGUAUCCGCCCUGUCGCUCUAUGACGGACUCGUGUGA
Molecule: messenger RNA, 573 nt
Organism: Cadophora gregata
Lineage: Eukaryota; Fungi; Ascomycota; Leotiomycetes; Helotiales; Ploettnerulaceae
Gene: NCS1
Product: Neuronal calcium sensor 1
Exons: 4
Coding region: 1-573 (190 amino acids)
Cellular component (GO): intracellular membrane-bounded organelle; membrane; cytosol
Molecular function (GO): calcium ion binding
Source: RefSeq, a predicted model, not a curated record